Messenger RNA from Chrysochloris asiatica (Cape golden mole), 552 nucleotides. It is a transcript of the gene DUSP3, whose product is annotated as dual specificity phosphatase 3. The record is from RefSeq and is a predicted model, not a curated record. Gene Ontology annotation, molecular function: protein tyrosine/serine/threonine phosphatase activity; MAP kinase phosphatase activity. Bases 1 to 552 code for a protein of 183 amino acids. The transcript has 3 exons. NCBI's taxonomy places the organism in Eukaryota, Metazoa, Chordata, Mammalia, Afrosoricida, Chrysochloridae. Gene Ontology annotation, cellular component: cytoplasm. Gene Ontology annotation, biological process: negative regulation of MAPK cascade; protein dephosphorylation.
AUGGCCGGCCCAUGCGAGCUCUCGGUGCAGGACCUCAACGAUCUGCUCUCGGACGGCAGCGGCUGCUACAGCCUCCCGAGCCAGCCUUGCAACGAGGUCACCCCGAGGAUCUACGUGGGCAAUGCGUCUGUGGCUCAAGACAUCCCCAAGCUGCAGAAACUGGGCAUCACCCAUGUCCUGAAUGCUGCUGAAGGCAGAUCCUUCAUGCAUGUCAACACCAGUGCCAACUUCUACAAGGACUCCGGAAUCACCUACCUGGGCAUCAAAGCCAACGACACACAGGAAUUCAACCUCAGCGCCUUCUUUGAAAAGGCUGCAGACUUCAUUGAUCAGGCCCUGGCUCACAAGAAUGGCCGGGUGCUAGUCCACUGUCGUGAAGGAUAUAGUCGCUCCCCAACUCUAGUUAUCGCCUACCUCAUGAUUCGUCAGAAGAUGGACGUUAAGUCGGCUCUGAGCAUCGUGAGGCAGAACCGUGAGAUUGGCCCCAACGACGGUUUCCUAGCCCAACUCUGCCAUCUCAAUGACAGACUAGUCAAGGAGGGGAAAUUGUAA